Messenger RNA from Cadophora gregata, 1974 nucleotides. RefSeq names its product carboxypeptidase Y-deficient (gene PEP7). The coding region runs from base 1 to 1974 and encodes 657 amino acids. Gene Ontology annotation, molecular function: metal ion binding. Lineage: Eukaryota; Fungi; Ascomycota; Leotiomycetes; Helotiales; Ploettnerulaceae. The transcript is spliced from 4 exons. The record is from RefSeq and is a predicted model, not a curated record.
AUGUCUGGUCGAAAGCUGGGAGGCGGGAGGAUUCUGGGUAGCGGGAAGUCUCUGGCACCUCCUGCCCCUCCAGCGCAUCAACGAACCUCCGAUCUCAUAUCCUCACCAGCAGCAAGCACAGUUUCGUCCGGAGGAUCGUCUGCAUCUCCUUUGGCUACGUCGCCAUUACCGGAGAGUAGUCAGGACUUGAGCUCUAUUGUCUCUUUGCAAAAUGGGGUGUCAUCCGUCACGGCGGCAAGCAGUAGGCUUCUAUGCCCGAUUUGCAAUGAGGAGAUGAUGACCUUGUUACAGCUCAAUAGACAUCUCGACGAUAACCAUCAGGAAUUGCCAGAGGUGGAGCAGGACGAAGUUAAGAAUUGGUUCGACAAGCAAGUCAUUAAGGCCAAGAAGUUUCAACCGCUGGCAGUGAUUAAUCAGAAGUUGAAGGGGCUGGAUGUUUUCGAAUCAAACGACUCGCCAAACCUAGCAGUUUCCGCUCCAAGUGCGCUUCCUGGAAAUCGAAUAUCGACCUCCGAACCAGCUCGAGUGGAUCCUGACGAAGUAGUCACUCGGGCACAUUGGCAGAGGUCUGGAUUUAAUGACCUAUGUACGGAGCCAGCAUGUGGCAAGAGGCUGGGAGCUGUCAAUGGAACUGUAAAUUGCAGGAAAUGCGGGCGUUUAUUCUGCGAGGAUCACACCAUGUACCAGAUGAAACUAUCGAGAUCAGCUCAACACGAACCGGUGCGAGGGUUAUGGUGUCGAACCUGCGAGACCUGUUUUAAGUCGAGGGAGGGAUACAACGAUCACAACGGGCUUAUUCGGGAUGACACUGCCGACUUUCUUGCCAUGAGAAGGAAAAAAGUCGACAAGGCAUACCUAGAGAUUUCGAGGCUAGAAAAGAGACUCACGAAACUCACCCAACUACUUGCAAAUCCACCGGAAGACUUGUCGGGAAAUAAUAACGGAAUAUUAUCACUCUCUGGGCAGAAAAAUCAAAGGAAAAUACUGGAACAGUCAGUUGUAACCUGGGAAGAGGAUGCAAAAGUCCUUAAAUGCCCGUUUUGCCAACAAGAAUUUGGAUCUUGGUCAUUCAGAAGGCAUCAUUGUCGACUGUGUGGACGAGUUGUCUGCGCAGAUCCAAGAACAGGAUGCUCAUCCGAAAUAGGUCUCAACGUCACGGCGCAAAAAAACGGUACCUCAGAUAUGAACAUCGAUGUGCGAAUGUGCAGGGACUGCAAAGCCACCGUUUUCAGCAAGAAGGACUUUGCGGCCGAAGCAUCACAUAAACCAGCUGAUCAACGAUCCUACGAAAAUCUCCUCCAAUUCGAGCGAGGAAUUCGGACCCUUCUCCCUAAUUUCCAGCGUCUUCUCAUGGCACUCCAAGAUCCAGACAAGCCGCCAUCACAACAAACACUAACCGAAGCCUCCAAAGUCCGAAAACGCCUCAUCGACUCCUUUGGAAAAUACGAUCUUGCAGCAAAACGAAUACGUGACCUACCAACCAAGAGUCCAGCACAAGCAAAGCUUCAAAAGGCAAUCUAUCAACAAAGCGCCAAUUUCUUAAGCAUCCACAUGCUCCCUCUCCAAUCCCUCCCCAAGAUCCUGAAGCACGCCUCCCCACACGGCUUCAGCUCCAACGGCCUACCCAGCAGCGGCCGCAGCGCUCUCGCAGCGAUAAAGUACAACGACAUUGAUUCCGCUUCUCAGAUGAGUUCCAGCUCAGCCGUCUCGGCUAUGGAAGCCGAAGAAAAGGAACUUCGUGAACGGCUUAUUGUGUUGGAGGAGCAGAAGUUUAUGGUCGCGGAUAUGGUGGCUGAUGCAAAGAAGGCCAGGAGAUUCGAUGAAGUGACGGCUCUAAGUGGGAAUCUGGAUGAUUUGAGUAGAGAGAUUGACAGUGUUAAUGGGAUGAUUGGGCAGUUGGACUUUGCCGGCGUUUAUGCAAGGGAGCAGGGAAGUGGAGCUGGUGGUGCGGGGCCAUUGGCAUUGGUGAGGUAG